Messenger RNA from Corylus avellana, 1968 nucleotides. Lineage: Eukaryota; Viridiplantae; Streptophyta; Magnoliopsida; Fagales; Betulaceae. The record is from RefSeq and is a predicted model, not a curated record.
AUGGAAGACAAAGAAGAAAAACAAGAUUCUGAUGAAGAAAAUAGAGAAUACAUGAGGGAAAUUCUGCAAACCAUCAAUAGACAAAGUCUGGGAUUGGCAUCUUCUGUGGCGUUUUACAAUUUACAUUUGAUCAUUUCGAACCCACAUGAAGAAUUACUCAAAGUUACUGUUGGUGGAUCAAAAUUUACAGGAGAUUUUGAAACUUUGAAAAAAUGCUAUUUACUGGAACAAAAAUACUGGAAGGAAUUCUUUGCAACUCCAUUUGAUGCAUCUCCUUCGGUGGAUCUUCAAAGCCAAAAUUCUCCUCCUCCCGGUUUUGACGUCGUUGGUGAAUCAUCCCCAACCAAAGUACCCAACUCUGCAUACAUAGGGAACACUCACACUUGUGACAAUUACGUGGGGCAUCGGACGACAAAAUUGGUGCACGAAGCAACCAAAUACAUCAAGAAAUGCUUGGGUGGUGGCCAUGAUGAUGCCCUCCUGUUCUGCGGCUCUGGCACGACUGCAGCUAUUAAAAGGCUUCAAGAAGUAAUGGGUAUUGCCGUACCAUCAAUUUUGAGAGACAGGGUACUAAAAUGUCUUGGAAAGGAAGAAAGGUGGGUGGUUUUUGUCGGACCUUAUGAGCACCACUCAAACCUUCUUUCAUGGCGGCAAAGCUUGGGUCAAGUAGUAGAGAUUGGUUUGGAUGAUGACGGUUUGAUAGACAUGGAGGCUCUACAACUACAACUUGAAUCGUAUAAACACGCCAACAGGCCUAUUUUGGGUUCCUUUUCGGCUUGUAGCAACGUGACUGGAAUUUAUUCGGAUACACGAGCAAUUGCUAGACUUCUUCAUCAAUAUGGAGGUUUUGCAUGCUUCGAUUUUGCAGCAAGUGGUCCUUACGUGGAGAUUGACAUGAAGUCUGGGGAGAUGGAUGGCUAUGACGCCAUUUUCCUUAGCCUACAUAAGUUUCUCGGUGGCCCCGGAUCGCCGGGCAUUCUUCUGAUGAGCAAUGCCCUUUAUCUCCUAAAAUCUUCUCCACCAUCGACUUGUGGAGGUGGAACUGUUAAUUAUGUCAACGGCUUAAGUGAAAAGGACACAUUAUAUGUGGAUGACAUUGAAGAAAGGGAAAACGGUGGCACUCCACAAAUAAUCCAAACAGUUAGAGCAGCAUUGGCUUUCUGGGUAAAGGAAUACGUUGGCUACCAAGUGAUUGAAAAACAAGAGCAAGCCUACAUACGAAGAGCGCUUCAGAGGCUUCUCCCAAACAAGAACAUCUGCAUUUUAGGAAAUACAACCACCAAACGACAAGCCAUAUUGUCUUUCCUCAUUUAUAGUACAACCAAUUCCACCUUGUCUGGCCUCAAAAACAAUAGCAGAGAGAUAAGGGAUGCGCUUAACAUGUGGGGAGAGAGUGGGAACAAGAGAGAUAAGCCUCUUCAUGGACCAUUGGUUGCAUCACUCCUGAACGACUUGUUUGGCAUCCAGGCUCGAGGUGGGUGCGCUUGUGCUGGACCCUAUGGUCACAUCCUGCUUAAUGUCGAUGGCGCCCAUUCACUUGCCCUCAGAGCUGCUAUUUUAGAGGGCUACGUUGGAGCAAAACCCGGAUGGACUAGAAUCAGCUUUCCCUACUACAUAUCAGAGGAGGAGUUUGAGUUUAUUUUAGCUGCACUGGAAUUUCUAGCUAUUUAUGGGCAACGAUUCCUUCCUCUGUACUACUUCAAUUUGAGAACAGGAAGCUGGACUUUUAAGAAGAAGGCACUUAAGGAGCUACUGAUCAGGAAAGAAAAUAAUUACAAUGUUCACGUCUUAAACUUAGAAGAUUGCAAUUCUAAAGCGUCUGACGACGAUGAAGAAAGAAAUAAGAUAAGUAAAUAUAGAAACUAUUUAGAAACGGCGAAGCACAUUUCCAGUUUGCUUCCCAAGUUCCCUUCUCAGCCUAGACUUCCGGAGGAUAUGGAUACCAACCUUCUUCAAUUCAGAGUCUAG